AUGAUUACUCCUUGUUCAACAAAAGUUCUGUUAUUUCAGGCCACAAAGCUUAUGCUUCAUACAGAUUUCAAGAUCAAGGACUUGGGGGAGAUGAGAUACUUCCUUGGUCUUGAAAUUGCAAGGAACAAGGAUGGUAUUAUGGAUACACAUGAAGAUGUGGCUCUUAGUGAUCCUACACGCAAUCAGAAACUAGUUGGUAAACUACUGUACCUCACCAUGACAAGGCCAGACAUUAGUUACGCAGUGCAGAAUCUUAGCCAAUUUAUGCACAAGCCUAAGAAGUCACACAUGGAGGGUGCAUUGAGAGUAAUCAAGUACUUGAAGAAUGCACCAGGAUUUGGAGUUAUGCUGACAUCAAAGGUAUCUAAACAACUUUCAGUUUAUUGUGAUGUUGACUGGGCAACAAGUCCUAUGACAAGGAGAUUUGUAAGUGGUUUUGUUGUAUAA
Molecule: messenger RNA, 447 nt
Organism: Solanum pennellii
Lineage: Eukaryota; Viridiplantae; Streptophyta; Magnoliopsida; Solanales; Solanaceae
Exons: 3
Coding region: 1-447 (148 amino acids)
Source: RefSeq, a predicted model, not a curated record